AUGGCUAAAGGAGACAAAGACAAGUCUGACAAGACACCAUCAAAGAAGGUCUCCCUUCUUGCCAAACCAUCAAACGCAAGUGGAGGUGGAAAAGGUAAAAAAAAGAAGUGGUCAAAAGGAAAGGUCAAGGAUAAGACUACCAACUCAGUCUACUUCGAUCAAGAAGCAUUAGACAAACUUUUGAAUGAAAUCCCAGCCAAAACAAAACUUAUCACUCCUUCAGUACUUUAUGACAAGCUGAAUAUUAAUGUCUCUCUUGCAAGGCAUGCAUUGGCGGAUCUCGAAGCCAGGGGAGUCCUCAAAGCUGUUGGAGACUUACAUCACGCACAAAAAAUAUACACUCGUGCAACCCAAGCAGAAGCUUAA
Blepharisma stoltei is the source of this 366-nucleotide messenger RNA. NCBI's taxonomy places the organism in Eukaryota, Ciliophora, Heterotrichea, Heterotrichida, Blepharismidae. The record is from the annotation of a GenBank genome assembly.